Molecule: messenger RNA, 993 nt
Organism: Vigna umbellata (rice bean)
Lineage: Eukaryota; Viridiplantae; Streptophyta; Magnoliopsida; Fabales; Fabaceae
Source: RefSeq, a predicted model, not a curated record
AUGCAUGUGAAGCACACGUUGGAGGUCAAUGACGAUGCCGGUGUAUGGAUUAAUAAGAGUUUCCUUAGCAUCGUUGGCGAAGCAGGUGGAUUUGAAAAUAUGCAAUUUGUGGAGCGAGAUGCUAGGAACUUCAUUUGUCACCAUAGAAGGUCGUUCUGUAAGGAAGGUGAUGGUCAAGUGCUUCUACAUGACUUUUCUAAAAUGAGAGACCUUAAUAAUGAGUUCUUUUAUGACAUCGAAAUGGAUGAAGACAAUAGAAUUUGUAGUGUAUUUUGGGCUGAUGCUAGAAGUCGAGCUGCGUGUGAUGAAUUUGGUGAUGUCGUGUCCUUCGACACCACAUACUUAACAAACAAGUAUGACAUGCCUUUUGCACCUUUUGUAGGAGUAAACCAUCAUGGACAAUCCAUUUUACUUGGAUGUGGAUUGCUUUCUUCACAGGACACUGCUUCAUGUAUAAUUUUCCGGCAUUCGUUGUUGGUCCUCGGUCAGGAGGAUGUAGACAAUGUGUUGUCAAAAUAUGUUAUCCGCCGUUGGAGCAAAAAUAUUCGUAGAAGACACACACUGAUUAGAGCAGCGUAUAGUUGUUUGCAUCAAGAACCAAAAAUGCAAAGAUACCAGUCAUUGUGUAAGCGAUUCUAUGACAUAACUGAGGUUGUGUGUGAAUCUGAAUCUGAAUCUGCAUCUGUUCAGUUGGAGAAUGAAUUGAAUUGCCUGGCUAAAAAGUUUGGAUUGACAGGAUGUUUGAAAAAUAACAUCAUAAGUUACAUUGGAGAACUAAGGUAUGAGAAUCCCAUGACCGAUACACCAUCGUACAAUACUUGUGGUAGUAGUGAUGUACUUGUCCGUAGUCCUGUAGUGGUGAAGCGAAAAGGCCGACUGAGAACUAACAAAUUGCAGUCGACCAUUGAAACAGUUACUAAGAAAAGGAAUAGGGGUUCAAGAAAAAAUACUUCAACAAUAUCAUUAGAUCAAAAUGUGAGUAAUUUCAAUUAA